This is a messenger RNA of Phoenix dactylifera (date palm), 936 nucleotides long. The record is from RefSeq and is a predicted model, not a curated record. NCBI's taxonomy places the organism in Eukaryota, Viridiplantae, Streptophyta, Magnoliopsida, Arecales, Arecaceae.
AUGGACCCCGCCGCCCGCGACGCUCGGUGGCGCUCCCUCUACGGCCUCUCCUACCCUCUCUUCGCGAACCUCCUCGACGAGCUCCGGCCCCUUCCCCUCCCCCUCCCCCUCCCCGUCGACCACGCCCUCGCCCUUGCCCUCUCCCGCCUCUCCCGCGGCCUCUCCUCCCCUGCCCUCGCCCGCUCCCUCUCCCUCCCCCCUCCCUCGUCUCCCGCGCCACCCACGCCAUCUCCCGCCUCCUCGCCACCCACCUUUACCCGGCCUUCGUCCAAAUCCCCUCCUCCCACCGCCUCCUCUCCACCCUCCAGUCCUUUCGCGACCUCUCCUCCCUCCCCAACCUCUGCGGCUCCAUCGCCUCCUCCCCAGUCCGCCUCCGCCUCCCCCCUUCCUCCUCGGCCUCCGACGCCGACCUCCGCUCCCCCCACCGCCCCUUCCCCUCCGUCCUCCUUCAGGCCGUCGCCGACCACCGCCGCAUCUUCUGGGACGCCUGCGUCCGCGCCCCCGGCGCCGCCGACCCCGCCUCCCACCUCCGCGACAGCCGCCUCUACCACCGCCUCACCUCCUCCGACAUCCUCCGCGAGCCCGCCCUCCCCCUCCACGGCCUUCGACGCCGCCCUCGCCAAGGCCCGCGCCGCCUCCGUCGAGCCCGCCGUUGCCCUCCUCAAGGGCCGCUGGAAGAUCCUCCGCAAUCUCAACGUCGGGCUCGACCACGCCGCGCAGACCAUCGUCGCCUGCGUCGUGCUGCACAACGUGUGCCAGAUCGCUGGCGAGCCCGAGGAUGAGGGCAAAUACCUGUGGCGCGACCCGCCGGAGACCCCGCAGCCCGCCCGGCCGCUUGAGAGCGAGCGGUCCCUGUACUACCUCGGGGAGAGCUUGCGGCAGGCCUUGGCGGAUGAUCUCUAUGACAGGCAGCAGAGGCUGUCUGGGGCGAGGUGA